CUUAACGAAUCAUUUUAACGAUUAUUUAGCACUUUAUUUAAAGAAAAAAACACAAUAUUAUAAUUUUUGAUAGUUUUAGGCAGUUACUAGUGUCUAAAGUUACGUAAAAAAAAUGGUUAGAAAUUUGAGUAUCAGAGAUAAUUAUUAAUGUUAAUUUGAAAAAAUUCAAGUGAUAUAAUCACCGUAUUUAGGAUGUUUGUAUUGCAUAACCUAAAAAUUUUCCAAGAAUGAGCUAUCAAGCGAUAAAAUGAUUCGUAAAAUGGUAUUUACUCAACAAUUGGUGUUUGCAUUAUUAAAGUUGUAAGUUAAUAUGUCGUAAAUAAUGCGAAAAUGUCGACGUUUUCGUGGAUGGAAUUGUUUCCUACAAGACUCAGUUUUGCGAUUUUUAUAGCUUACAUAUUGUUGUUUGUGGGGCAAGGUAUAUUAGUAACAGCAUCACAAAAAGCAGACAACCAAUAUGAUUAUAACAUAAUUACGGUAGUUUUAUUAACUGAAAUACUUAAAUUGAUUGUAUCAAGUUUGUUCUACUGUAAAGACAACUCCCCAAAGUCUCUAGUCAACAAUAUUAUAGAAAAUAGAAAGGUAUUAGGACUUUAUUUUGUACCUGCACUAUUGUAUUGUUUCUACAAUAACCUUGCCUUUGUUAACUUAUCAGUAUUUGACCCCACUACUUAUUACUUAUUACUACAAUUAAGAGUUGUAGUCACUGGAAUAUUAUUUCAAGUCAUAUUUAGUAAAACUUUAAGUAAGAAACAAUGGCUUUCGUUGUUAAUUUUAACAUUUGGAUGCAUGUUGAAGCAAGUUAAUUUCACAGACCAAGAAAAAAAAUCACUUUCAUUUGAUAUCAUUGGCGUAAACGGUAUUUUUAUCCUUUUGCAAAUUUUUUGUUCAUGUCUCGCGGGCGUCUACAACGAAUAUCUUCUUAAAAAACAAGGAGCUGAUGUGAAUAUUUUCAUUCAAAACGUUUUCAUGUACUUGGAUUCGAUUGUUUGUAACGUUGUUUUGUUAGGUGUACGAGGACACUUAACCACUGCUUUCACAUACGAAAACAUCUUCAAAGUAUUCCAUUACAAAGUUUUAUUAGUAAUGUUUAAUAAUGCCGCAAUUGGUAUCGUCACUAGUUUCUUCCUAAAGACUCUAAAUUCGAUUUUAAAAACGUUUGCAAGUGCCUUGGAAUUAGUUCUAACGGCUUUAUUAAGUUACGCAUUUUUUAGUAUUCCCAUUUAUUUAAAUACGGUUCUUGCAAUCGCUACUGUAAUGUAUGCUGUGUAUUUAUAUUCGCAGAAUCCCGUCUCAAACACAACAAAGCAGGCCAGUCGACAAAGCGAUGAAAUCGCUCUCAUCAAAACUGAACAAGUUUGAUGGAACUAGAGUUUUUUUUUUUAUUUUUAUCAAUACAAUUAAAAGUAUUUAAUGUGGCGCUGAUUAUACAUAACCAAAUCUAAUAAAUAAAUCGUUAAAGCUGAA
This is a messenger RNA of Tribolium madens (black flour beetle), 1467 nucleotides long. It is a transcript of the gene senju, whose product is annotated as UDP-galactose transporter senju. Gene Ontology annotation, biological process: pyrimidine nucleotide-sugar transmembrane transport. Gene Ontology annotation, cellular component: Golgi membrane. The record is from RefSeq and is a predicted model, not a curated record. NCBI's taxonomy places the organism in Eukaryota, Metazoa, Arthropoda, Insecta, Coleoptera, Tenebrionidae. Gene Ontology annotation, molecular function: UDP-galactose transmembrane transporter activity. The coding region runs from base 331 to 1362 and encodes 343 amino acids. The transcript is spliced from 5 exons.